Elaeis guineensis (African oil palm) is the source of this 3647-nucleotide messenger RNA. RefSeq names its product multiple C2 domain and transmembrane region protein 14. NCBI's taxonomy places the organism in Eukaryota, Viridiplantae, Streptophyta, Magnoliopsida, Arecales, Arecaceae. The record is from RefSeq and is a predicted model, not a curated record.
CCACAGACUCUCUCUCUCUCUCGGGCAAGCGCACGGACGCUUUCUAGUUUUUUCAGUACUCGAAAGCAAACGACGGUAGGAUUCCCAAAUCCGAGAUACUGCCUUCUCUUCUCCACCGCCGAGAGAAAAAAAAAAUCUGGCCGGAAGUCUGAGAGUCUCGGAGCAAAACGUGUAGCCGGACUUCCGUGGAGGAGAUCGCGGGAGAAAAAAAAGUAUUACAAUAGAAGUUGACAAACAUGACAGAUGGCGGGAGCCGGAAGGUGGUGGUGGAGGUUUGCAACGCGAGGAAUCUGAUGCCCAAGGACGGGCAUGGAACGGCGAGCGCAUUCGUGAUCGUGGACUUCGACGGGCAGCGGCGGCGGACCAAGACCAAGCUUCGCGACCUCAACCCCCAGUGGGACGAGAAGCUCGAGUUUCUGGUCCACGACCCCGACGCCCUGCCCACCGAGACCCUCGAGAUCAACGUCUACAACGACAAGAAGACCGGCCGCCGCAGCACCUUUCUCGGCAAGGUCAAGAUCUCCGGCGCCAGCCUUCUCGCCUGGAGGGGGACGUCCGAGGCCGAGGCCCAGGCCUCCCCGUUGGUUUACUAUCCCUUGGAGAAGAGGAGUGUCUUCUCUCAGAUCAAGGGAGAGAUCGGCCUCCGGAUCUGCUACGUCGACGAGCCACCGCCGCCGGCUGCUGCUGCCACCGAAGCUUGUCCGGCUGCGGCCGAACAAAAGCCCGACGACCCGCAGGCUGCCGUGCAGGAGAAGAAGGUUGAGGGAAAUGGUAAGCCACCGGCGACGGUGACGGACGGGGAGAAACUGAAGGAGGAGAAAUCAGAGGACAAGCCAUCCGCUUCUAAAGAAGAUGAGAAGAAGGACUCGCCACUGGGAAAUCCAAAGCAGGAGUCCACUCCGGCCGCCGGCGAUGCUUCAAAACCGAAUGAAGAGAAGCAAGGACCACCCCUGCCGCCGUCCCCGGCGAAGGAUCCGCAUCACUCCAGCUUCAGCGACCUCGAGAUCCGAGCCGUCACCAGCGAGCGCGCCGGUGGGAGCUCGUACGAUCUCGUGGACCGCGUCCCAUACCUCUUCGUCCGUGUCCUUAAAGCGAAGCGCGGGGGAUCCGCCGAUGCCUGGCGUCCCUGUUACGCCAAGGUGGUCAUCGGGAGUCACAGCGUCCAAACGCGAACAAUCAAGUCCGCGGACUGGGAUCAGGUGUUCGCCUUCCACAAGGACAGCCUGAAUUCCACCGCUUUGGAGGUGUCUGUUUGGGAGGAGGAGGAGGAGGAGGAGAAAAAAGAGGGCGGCGACGAUAACAAUAAUGAGGUAGUCGACGCGAGCCUCGGGUCCGCGUCGUUCGACCUCCAGGAGAUCCCCAAGCGGUCCUCGCAGGACAGUCCCCUCGCCCCCCAGUGGUACACUUUGGAAGGACCGCCGGAGGGCUCGCUGGGGAACGAUGUCAUGCUCGCGGUCUGGAUCGGGACCCAGGCGGACGAGGCGUUCCAGGAGGCGUGGCAGUCGGACUCCGGCGGCCUGAUCGUGCACACAAGGUCCAAGGUCUACCUCUCCCCCAAGCUGCGGUACCUCCGGCUCACGGUCAUCCAGACCCAGGACCUGAGGUUCCCUUCUCCGCCUUCGCUGGUAAAUCCCGAGUCCAAGGCGGCCCGGCCUCCAGAGCUCUACGUGAAGGCCCAGCUGGGCUCGCAGCUCUUCAAGACCGGGCGGGUGGCGCUCUGCACCUCCUCCAGCUCCGCCAAUCCCAGCUGGAACGAGGACCUCCUCUUCGUGGCCGCGGAGCCCUUCGAACCUUUCCUCACGAUCGUGGUGGAGGACGCGACCGCAGGCAAGUCCGUGGGCCAGGCGAGGGUGGCGCUCUCGAGCGUCCAUCGGCGCCUGGACGACUGGGCUGAGCCGCCAUCGCGGUGGCUGAACCUGGCCGGCGGCGACGCGGAGCGGCCCUAUGCGGGUCGGGUGCACGUGCGGGUCUGCCUGGAAGGCGGAUACCACGUGCUGGACGAAGCGGCACACGUGGCGAGCGACGUCCGCGCGGCCUCGAAGCAGCUGUCGAAGCCCCCAGUCGGGCAGCUCGAGGUGGGGGUCCGGUGGGCGGCCAACCUGGUGCCGAUGAAGGUGGCCAAGGACGGGGCCAGCGGGUCCACAGAUCCGUACGUGGUGCUCAAGUACGGGCCCAAGUGGGCCCGCACGCGGACCAUUCUCGACAACUUCAACCCCCGGUGGAACGAGCAGUACGCCUGGGACGUGUUCGACCCCUGCACCGUCCUCACCGUCGCCGUCUUCGACAAUGUCCGGUUCAACAUUAGUGAUAAUAGCAAAAAGGAUGUGCGGAUCGGGAAGGUCCGGAUCCGGCUGUCGACGCUGGACACGAACCGGGUGUAUUCGAAGACGUUUCCGCUGACGGCGAUCCAGCCGACGGGGGCGAAGAAGAUGGGGGAGCUGGCACUGGCGGUCCGGUUCAGCUGCUCUUCGUGGUUGAGCCUGAUCCAGGCGUAUGGUAACCCGAUGCUGCCGCGGAUGCACUACGUGCGCCCGCUGGGUCCGGCACAGCAGGACGUGCUGCGGGGAACGGCCAUGCGGAUCGUGUCGGCCCGGCUGGCCCGGUCGGAGCCGCCGCUGGGGCCGGAGGUGGUGCAGUACGUGCUGGACACGGACGCGCACGCCUGGAGCAUGCGUCGGAGCAAGGCCAACUGGUUCCGGGUUGUGGGGUGCCUCUCCAAGGCCGCCGGGGUGGCCCGCUGGGUCCACUCCAUCCGCACGUGGGAGCGCCCCUCCACCACCGUGCUUGUACACGUGCUGCUGGCCACCGUGGCGCUCUGGCCCAACCUCAUCCUGCCCACCGCGUUCUUGUAUCUGUUCUUGAUACUGAUAUGGAGGUACUACCAGGCGCGGCCGAGGGAGCCGAGCGGGAUGGACCCGCGGCUGUCGCAGGUGGACACGGUGGGGCCGGAUGAGCUUGACGAGGAGCUGGACGGGUUCCCGACGGCGCGGGCGGUGGAGGUGGUGCGGGUGCGCUACGACCGGCUGAGGGUGGUGGCCGGGAGGGCCCAGGCGCUGCUGGGGGACGUGGCGGCGCAGGGAGAGCGGGUGGAGGCGUUGCUUGCCUGGCGGGAUCCACGGGCCACCGCCAUCUUCGUGGUCCUCUGCCUUCUGGCCUCCGUGGUCUCCUACGCGGUGCCCUUCCGGAUACUGGCUUUGGCGAUGGGAUUCUACUACAUGCGGCAUCCCAGGUUCCGCGACGACAUGCCGUCGGCGGCCUUUAACUUCUUCCGCCGCCUGCCCUCCCUCUCCGACAGGAUCAUCUAGCGUAGUCUACUCUACUCCAGCGUAUUGAUUAAUUUAUUUAAUUAUUUGGAUGCACGGGCGGUAGGUCGUUACGCGUUAGACCGUGGCUAGCUGCUUUAUUUAGCUGGUUCCGUGAUCGAUGCGGGUACUCAAUUUUAAAUCUUUGAUGAUAUUCCUGCCCGAUCAUGUCUUAAUUUAUUUAUUUACGGUAGAUUUGAUUAAGGAUUAAAUGUACUUCCUUUUUCGAGAAACUUAAAUGUAGUUAUUUGUUUGUCGGUUUAUUUAUUUGAUAAAUAAAUGCGCAGUAUGUUGUGUGGUGAGGCUGAUUGGCCGUCGCGCCCCUACGCGCCGUCAGCUUUAAAA